AUGGGGUUUGUGGACUUUGCGAUUGACCUCGCAGCGGUUCUCAAUGCCUCUCGGUCAGUCGCAUCCAAGCAUGUCGCUCUUCGGGGCCGGCAGCUAGACGUCUACAGCAAGACGUCGAGCGUGGGAGCUUUGUUGAGGAACAAGGCUGUCGGCAGUGCGGCGCAGGCGGGCGAUUCAAGGCGGAAUGAGUCUGCUCGUGGGAGUCAGGCGGUGGAGAGUGAGAGCGUGGACGGUGAGGGCGUUGGCAGGAAAGCGUCCGAGUCUGCGGCUUCAUACUCGUCCACGCCAGUUUCAGAGGGGUUGAAAGUGGAAGAUUUCAAGGUCCGUGAACAGCCGGCGUUCAAGACUUCCUUGUCAGGAGACGAUGCUGUGCGACAGAGGAUAGAGGAAGCGCCGAGGACAUCUUCUGCGACUCAUGAUCAGGAUCGAGACAAGCUCAACGAAGAGCUGGGCGUGCCUCAGGGAGCUGACAUCAACGUCUUCCAUAUUGCGCGGGGCUCGCAGAUCUUGGGAUCACUACGCAGACAACCAGGGCCGGCGAGGAGCACAAGACAGGCUCGUCAGACCUCUGAGUCUGUUGGAUCCUCCGUGUCAACGCCAGGCGAGGCGAAGGUGUCUGAAUCCGAAGCUCGGCGGGAUCCUCUACGGGAUGCCACACUUCAGGCUACACCGGAAACUGUAUCAGAGGCUGUACCCAAAGCCACAUCGGAAGCUACACCAGAAAGCACAAAAGAGGCUGCAGCCCAGGAGGCCUUCGUCCCCGAAACACCGCCCGCAAACGUGCCCAGCUAUCAGCUGCGGGAAUCCAAAGUGCCGGCUACCCGAUUCAGCCGCAUCCUCAACUACGGCGGCCUGGCUGCCGGCAUGCUUGGCGGAGCCGUGACGGAGAGCGUCAGCAGAGCCUUUGGGGGCGGCGGCCAAGGAUCCGUGUUGCUCAGUGGCGGCAAUAUGGAGAGACUGGUCGCCAAGCUGUCCCGGAUGAGGGGUGCCGCUCUGAAGCUGGGGCAGAUGAUGAGCUUCCAGGACUCCAAGAUGCUGCCAGCCCCUAUCCAGGAGGUGCUGCAGCGGGUUCAGGACCGAGCGGACUACAUGCCGGCGUGGCAGCGGGACCGGGUCCUGGCCAGCAACCUUGGCUCCGACUGGCGAGACCUGUUUAGCGAAUUCGAAGAGAAGCCUAUUGCCGCGGCGUCGAUUGGCCAGGUGCACAAGGCCGUGCUCAAGUCGAACGGGAAGCGAGUGGCCGUCAAGAUCCAGUUUCCUGGUGUGGCCGACUCCAUCAACUCUGACCUGGACAACCUCGGCAUCCUGCUGACGGCCACGAAGCUGCUCCCCAAGGGCCUCUACCUGAACAAGACGAUUGACAACGCGAGACUGGAGCUGGGCUGGGAGUGCGACUACUUGCGCGAGGCAGAAUGCGCGAAGCGCUUCAAGGAACUCCUCCGGGGCGAAGAGGACGUCUUCGAAGCCCCUGACGUGUACCCAGAGGCAUCCGGCAAGCAAGUAUUGACCAUGGACUUUCUGGACGGCAUCGGCGUAACCCGCGUCAAGUCGUUUACCCAGGAGCAGCGCGACUGGAUCGGCACGCAGAUCCUGCGGCUGUGCCUGCGGGAGAUUACAGAGUUCAAAUUCAUGCAGACAGACCCCAACUGGACCAACUUCCUCUACAAUGCCGCGACGAACAAGCUCGAGCUGCUCGACUUUGGCGCUUCGCGAGAGUACCCCGAGGAGUUCAUCUCGCAGUACGUGCAGCUCCUCGAGGCCGCGUCCCGGUCCGACCGGGAAGGCGUCAAGAAGUUCUCCGAGGGCCUGGGCUACCUGACGGGCCACGAGAGCAGGACGAUGCUGGACGCGCACGUCCAGUCGGUCCUGACACUGGCGGAGCCGUUCCUCGCGUCGGCGCCCGAGGUCUACGACUUCAAGGACCAGACCAUCACGGAGCGGGUCAAGGCCCUCAUCCCGGUGAUGCUGCACGAGCGGCUGGCGCCGCCGCCCGAGGAGACGUACAGCCUGCACCGGAAGCUGAGCGGCGCGUUUCUGCUGUGCGCGAGGCUGGAGAGCAAGGUUCGGUGCCGCGAGCUGUUUGUCAACAGUGUGGCCAAGUCGGGAUAUGUUGGAAGUGUUUAG
Trichoderma reesei QM6a is the source of this 2124-nucleotide messenger RNA. RefSeq lists its product as uncharacterized. Gene Ontology annotation, molecular function: kinase activity. Bases 1 to 2124 code for a protein of 707 amino acids. The transcript has 3 exons. The record is from RefSeq and is a predicted model, not a curated record. Lineage: Eukaryota; Fungi; Ascomycota; Sordariomycetes; Hypocreales; Hypocreaceae. Gene Ontology annotation, biological process: ubiquinone biosynthetic process. Gene Ontology annotation, cellular component: extrinsic component of mitochondrial inner membrane.